UGUGCACAACAGACGUCAUUUGGGUCAUGUGGUCAGAGUACUUGCUUCUGCUCACCAGGAAUUCCAGGCAUCCCGGGAAGUCCUGGACCCGCGGGAUCUCCCGGAAAUCAUGGACCUGAAGGACCUACGGGCCCAAGAGGUAACAAAGGUGAUGAAGGAUCUCGUGGAAAGCAGGGACCUAAAGGAGAUACAGGACCCUCGGGUUCGACGGGUCUACCAGGAAGCAAAGGUGAACAAGGUGCUCGUGGUAUCCAAUGUCCCCAGGAAAAUCCUGGUUCUACGGGUGCCUUGCAAAGUAACUGGAAACAGUGCGUUUUUAAGAAUUUAGAUAACGGCCAAGACACUGGUUUGAUCAAGGUAAACAAUCAACUGAAUUAUAGUUCUGAAUGUCAUGCUUUUUGUCUUCAGAUAGAGCCUCCUAGGUCUAGCAGAAUUGUGUUUCAUAACUCAUUUACUACACAUAAUUAACUUGAGGAAGAGGAAAGUAAACUAAACGGACAGCUUACUAAUUAAAAGGCUGCUCAAGAUCGUACCCAUCAUUUUUACAAUACAUUACGACUUAUGUAUCUUGGGCAGCCGGCCUUUUUCUACCUUAAGCCGAGUUAAGAAUUUUCAAAUGCGUUUUAUUAAUCCGCCUGUGCUUCAUAUUAUGUCUUACUAUCUUGACCCAGACUUUAAUUAUUAAUUUAAAACUUUAAUUAAAGAUUAUUUUUGACAAGUUGUAAUGCGCAUUUUUUUCCUUACCACUGUUUGUUUAUUUGCGCCAGAUUGCUAAUAAAAAUCAGUAUAGAGCUUUUCCACCUACUUUGCGGGAAGUGUUUACAAAUUCCACAAGAUUGGCCUGGAACAACAACGUGGCCGCCAUAACGUCGUGUAAAAACGAGGAUCCUCGAAAAAAUUAUACUUACAAGCAAAACGCUGCAAAUCAUGAUAAGGCAAUGAAAUGGCGGCUUUCAAUUUCUCCACAGGAAUGUAUUUUCAACAAAAAAUCCGACAAAACAGCCUUGCGUGUCUUCUGGAAUGGCGAUUUCCGCGUCUAUAACUGCUAUAGGUGUUGCAGUCGGUGGUAUUUCACCUUCAAUGGUGCAGAGUGCUCAACCCCGUCCGCCAUUGAUGGUAUAUUUAUUGUGUGGAAUGAUAAAAAUUUUGUAGGGAAUCCACAUCGCCCACGUCACAUCGAAGGAAUCUGUGAGAAACUACGCAAGGGCCCUGUUCGGGUGGGAUUCUGGGUCGGUAAGUGUGUAGGUACUGGCUACACGGGUGGAGACGCGGCCACAGGCUUUCAUUCAGUGUCCCGGAUCUACGUGGAAGAAGUGUCUCCUCCACAGGCCUGA
This is a messenger RNA of Porites evermanni, 1334 nucleotides long. NCBI's taxonomy places the organism in Eukaryota, Metazoa, Cnidaria, Anthozoa, Scleractinia, Poritidae. The record is from the annotation of a GenBank genome assembly.